Symbiodinium necroappetens is the source of this 4632-nucleotide messenger RNA. NCBI's taxonomy places the organism in Eukaryota, Dinophyceae, Suessiales, Symbiodiniaceae. The record is from the annotation of a GenBank genome assembly.
AUGUUUGGCAGCUGGCUACGUGACAACUGCAUCAUCGCUUGGGGGUUGUUUUAUACUGACCCAGAGGGGCCAGGCUCCGAUGACGCGGUAGCCUGCCUCACCUGCAUCGCGCGGUUCCUGUUGAAAUACCAAAGCCACAAAAUGGAGAUGGUUAUCAACGGCUUGAAGGAUGUCAAGGGGGACGAGAAGACCUGGAUGGACCGACCCCACAUCCGUUUCAUUGGCGAGACCGGCCUGGAAGAUCCCAAGUGGUACAACCACAAGCAGAACGAUGCUUUGGGCUACUUCAUGUGGGCUCGAACCCAGCUGGCCUGGCACAAGAAAUUGCCUUUUGAUGGAGAGCACCUCAAACUCAUGGGACAGCUGUUCGACUACCUGCGGGCGAUUGAGUGCUGGGAGGACCUGGACGGAGGCCAUUGGGAGGAGCACUCUGCGGUGCAUGCAUCCUCCGUUGGGCCUCCGCUGGCAGCUGUGAAACUCUUCAAGAAGGUAGCUGCCAGGGAUGGUUUCGUGCCACCAUGCAAGAGCGACACCUUGGAUGUCUUGGAAUCGAACCUCCAGUCUGCGCUGGGAAAGAUUUUGCCGAAUGAGAUCAUUUUCCCCACAGACUUGGCGAGAGACUCCGAUUCCGCGACGGUUUUCCUCGCAUAUCCGUUGGAGGUGGUUGAUGAUGCAUCAGCACUCCAAAUCAUGGACCGACUGAAGAAGGUCAUGGGCCACAUCGGUAUGUGUCGCUACCGGAAGGAUAGCUACUGGUGCAAGGACUACAAGGAGAAGGUCGGUGAUGAUCCGACUAAGCAUUUCACAGACGAGGAGCUGAAAGAGAGAGACAGGCUGCUGAAGGAAGGCGAGGAAGCUCAGUGGUGCUUGUUCGACCCGAUGGUCAGCGCCUUCUACGGCCGCAUGUACCAGAAGACGAAGGAUGCCAAAUACUUGACUCUGCAGCAGCUUUUCCUUGCAAGGUCGCUCGCGGCGAUAACUGGAGAUUCCUGCCCGUACGGCCCAUGGCACUGUGCAGAGGCGGCUCGACUUCUCCUCGGCCCGGAGGGCAAUGCUCUGAAGGCAGAGCAGAGGCAUCUCCGUGUGGCGGCCACUUCUGCGCUGCUCUGGCCGCCAGUGGAACCUGUUUGGGCUUAUGUGGUGCGAGGCUGGCGGCGGCUCUUCGCACAGCGGGCAGGAUCUGGUGGAGGUUUUGAGCUUCGGACAGAGAUGCAGCACAAGCUCUACAAAGAGCGGCGCUUCUUUGAACUGGCAUCUGAAGGCCUCACCUGGAGCUGGACGGUGCUUCGCGCCGCCUUCCUCUUCGGCUUCGCCCGUCCUUUGCCGGCGCUCUGGUCGACGACACCCCCGGAAGGGCCUCCGGUUCAGAUUCCGCCUUUGUCUCUGCGCGUGGUGUUUGGCCCGUGGUCGCAGCUGAACUGGGCUCCCAGUGCUUGGUGGAGAGAUUUGUUAGAUGCAGCACCGGGCUCUCGGAUACACCAGCCGCAAGCUGCUGCGUUCGUACCGUUCACCGGUGCAGAGUUGAGGCAGCAGCUGCCUCGAGCUGCGUUUCAUGACAUCAAAGUCGAAUCGAUGGACUCCGCCGAAUCUGCAGGUGAAGCUCUGGUACUGGCUGCUGAAGUGGCUGUGACCCAGGAUCUGCUGCAGGCCCUGCGCAAAGAGCUCGUGGCUGGUCAUCCGGUCCUGGCGACUGCUCGCUCACUGGCAACUCUCGCGGAGCUUUGGAACUUGCUCUCGGAAGGGGAGAAGCUCCAUCUCAGACUCGCUUUCGUUGGUGCGAACCCUUUUGCGUCACAGCUGCGUCCGGCUGCUGUGGGAGCUGCCCCUGUGCCAGGGCGUUGGGCUCGAAUCUCCGGGCUGACAAAAAGGGCGGACCUCAACGGUUCCGAGGCUCUCAUUGCAGAGGAACGCGAUGAUGGCCGAUGGCGGGUCUCCACGUCCAGCGGAGACCUUGCGGUGCGGCAGGAGAACCUCGAAGUCUUCGUGGAGGAGCCCUGGCCACCUACGCCGAGCCCAGGCCUUUCCGCUGCGGAGUGGAAGGCCAUCUGCAAUGCUCCGUCGCUAUCCACUGCUGCAGAUGGCGGCACCAACGCGUUCUGGUUGGGGAUGCAGCCAUGCGGCCGAAGCCAGAAAAUGUGUCCGCACUGCGGAUCCCGGGGAAAGACCCUCUUGGAGGAUAUGCGCGACAACAGUCCUUCCAAGAAUGGCGUCUCCUUCUCCUCCUUCACUGCCCCGUACAGUGCUAGGGACAGCUACGCAGGCAUGAGCGACCAGGCCAUGUCAUCUGGCAGCGGCCUUCUAACAGCAAGAUCGCUUGCCACGACAGCCGCUGGCACGAGCAAUCCGGAAUUCGAAGUGCAGAUAGAUCGUGCGCCCGGCUCAUCACUGGGCCUCAACUUGGACGCUUUGGACGGGCAGUCGCUCAUAAUUAGCGCCGUGAAGGCAGGCCCCAUUCGUGCUUAUAAUGAGGCGCAAGAAGACGAAGACCUCAUGCUUCAGCGAGUCUUGCCUGCUGAGGCUUCGGUAACUUCGGUAGUAGCAGUUAGCAGUGUAGUAGCUUUAGCUGGUCCUGGACGUUCAGCCACGCCGAACAUCAUGGACUCCUCUGCCAUGAGCAUUGCUGUUAUCAUCCCGGCGAUGAAUGAGGAGAAGGCCUUGCCCGCAACGUUGAGAGCAGUGUUCAGCCAGGAGCCACCUCCCAGUGAGGUUGUGGUCGUAGAUCCUGGAUCGGUCGACCGGACCCAGGACGUUGCACGAAGCUGUGGAGCUUCAGUGCUCACCUCGCCGCGGGGCCGGUCCCUUCAGAUGAAUGCCGGGGCAAAGAGCACCAAGGUCGCCCUAGCCAUGAAGGCGGCGCCGAAGCCAAAGGCCAAGAACAAGGCCAAGGCCAAGGCCAAAGCCAAGGCCGAAGCAGAGCCACAGAAGGAGCCCUUGGAGGUUUCGGAGUCUGCGAUCCCUCUGAAAGAGAGCAGCGGCUCUGUGCCGGCGGGAUCAGGUGCCGCAGCCGCACGGGCGGCCCGUGAGGCACAGAAGGAGUCGCCGCCCAGCCCGAAGCCCGCAGACGCGGAGCCCGCAGAGGAGGCCACAAAGGAUGCAGAGCCCAAGGCAGAAGCCAUGGCUCCUGAUCCAAAACCCGAAGCCAAGGAGCCUGAGCCAGUGAAGAUCGACUUGUCUUCCCUGCCAGAUCCUUGGGCCGAGGUCAGCGAUGAUCUUGCGCUGACGCGGAUCAAGGAGGAGGACUGGGAGGUGAUCUUUGUAUCCUCGGAAGCUUCUGCACCCAGCCAUCUGGCGGCCAAAGACUCCGAGCUUGAUCGUGUGCAACUCAGCGAUGCGCAGCGGACGAGGCUCGUUGCAGCGGAUGUCUCCGAGAACCAGCUGGCUUCGGCAGAGGCUUUAGGAGGCCCACUGUGGCUAAGGUACCUGAAUCUCAGCACGAAUCCCUUCACUUCGCUUGAGGGGCUGGCAGAGCUUUUUCCAAGGCUCCUUGUCCUCGACCUGAGCUUCGUGGAGCUUUCCGAGGUUCUCGGUGUCUGGAGGGCCCUGGCAGAGCUGCCCCGGCUGCGGAAGUUGCAAGCGGAGGGCUGUGGCGUCGCCAGCUUCGAAGAUCUGGAGAAGAUGAGUGAGCUUCGCACACUGGAGCUCAAUGACAAUGCACUCGAAGACCUUGCAGAGUUGGACACCUUGGCUGCGAAGUGCCCGAACCUUCUGGAGCUCGACCUGCGUGAGAACGACGUCGCCUCAGAGCCAGGAUAUGCAAAGAAGGUGAAGAAGCUUUGGCCCAAGCUCACCUGGUUCGACAACCAGUCCUUAAAGAAGUAUGUGGCGGCUGGCGCGGCUGCUGUGUACGACGCCGAAGCGAUGCGUGAGAAGGACGUAGCUGCAGUUGACGGCAUGUUCAAGAACGAGUCCUGCUCCUGUCUCGAAGGAAAUCCAUGUGUGGAUCCAGCCACCUGCAAGGCACCCGUUCUCCUCUUCCUGCAUGCAGACACUCACUUGCCACCUGGGGCCCUAGCACAGCUCCAGGUAGCACUCUGCGAUCCGGACGUCCAGGGUGGGUGCUUCGAGCUACGGUUUGACGAGGAGGCCGACAACGCAACCUUGCGACUUUGGAGUUGGUUUACCAGAACGGGCUGCUGCCGGACACCGCGCCUGGUCUUCGGGGAUCGGGGCAUCUUCGUGCGACGGAAAGCAUUUGAAGAGCUGACGGGCUACAGGGAGUGGCCGCUGCUGGAGGAUGUAGACUUUGCGAUGCGCCUCGCAAAGCUCAACCGGAGAGCUUUCCACUUCCUUCCGAUUGCCGUGACAACAUCAGCGAGACGAAUGCUGGAAAUGGGGCCACUGAAGCAGCAACUGCUGAACACGUGCAUCAUCAUUGCGUGGUACCUGGGCGCCAGCCCUGCCCGCAUGCGAGACUGGCAUGGGGACAGCAUCGUAGAGGUGAACGGGGCUAGAGGCAGUUCUCAGGCACUGCUGGAACGGCUAAAGGCGGACACUGUCUUGGUGCUUUACAUCAAGCGCCCGGUCGCCUUCACCAUCAGCAUUGCGAGAGCGUACGCUCCGCUCGGCUUGCAGGUCGAGCAUGCGCCAAACGGGACCAGCCUCUUAGUGAAGACCGCGGGGACCCAAGCUGUC